AUGCGAGGCAACACCACCAGCACAACGACGGCCACGAACACCACGAUCACCCUCACAGAAACAGAGACCACCACUUUCACUGGCACUUGGUUUGAAAUUCACACGGUCCUGAUCCUAAAUCUGGUGACGGGAAACUCGUAUCUUCUGGCCGAAACGCCAGGUGGCAGCGCAGCAGUGGCCGACAUCAUCGCCGAUCAGGCCGGAUCGCCACGACAUCUCACUUCCGCAGUGAUUGUACCCAGGCCGCUGUCCAGCAACACCGAAGAGGUCAGCUCCACGCAGGCGCAGGUGCGUGCUGAGAUGCUCGACUACCGUCGAACGCGACAGGAAGCCCGAGCCGUUGCCUCUGGGCUGGCGGCAGCACUGGAUUCGAUGUCCUUGACUGCGGUGACCGCUGCUGUGAACGCCCGUCUCCCCGUUCGGCGGGUGUCGGUCACUGAAAAGCAUUUUGGCAUCGACAUUACCUCGCCGACGGGUGCGGUGGAGGUGUUCCGGGACCUUGCGAUGACGACGACGACGUCUCCGACGCAGGAGCCUACAGGCAUCAACGCGGCAUGGCCCGGAGCACCGAGUGCACGGGCCCUUUGGGUUGCUGCAGCCGUGUUCUUCUUGCACCUGUAG
Symbiodinium natans is the source of this 621-nucleotide messenger RNA. The record is from the annotation of a GenBank genome assembly. NCBI's taxonomy places the organism in Eukaryota, Dinophyceae, Suessiales, Symbiodiniaceae.